AUGGGACGCUCGAGUCUUUCCUCCAUCAGGCGACUGACGCCACACCGAUUUGAGCAGCUGCACGACAUGCCGGAUUAUGGCCAUGGGAUGUCGAAUCCCAACGACGUAACCAUUGAUAUUCCCCUCACAGAGACGACUUCCCGUUCUCAGACGGGCGCCCGUAAAUGGGCGUCUAAUACUAGUCCCGUCGACGGGAACUCAUCCCCUACCGAAAAAGCUCCAAUCGUUGAUCACCAUCAUCACCGUCGUGGACCCGGACGCAGGCGUCGCGUGGACACCAUCAACGAUAUCAAUGGCAAGCCUGCCGAGUCGCCUGAAGACGGCUCCAUCAAUCGCAUGGGCCGUUUCUACCAGGCUGUCUUGAAUUACUCCCUUAUCACUCGUUAUCUCAUUUAUGUUCUCCCCGUUGCGAUUUUGAUCGCUGUUCCAAUCAUUGUUGGUGCUACGGCUGCGCCGUACGCCAAAAUUGGUGGUGUUCAUAUUUACUGGUUCUUCACCUGGAUCGAGAUCGUUUGGUGCAGUCUUUGGACCUCCAAGCUCUUCGCUCAUUACGUUCCUUACGUCUUUCAAUUCUUGUGCGGUAUCGUGAGCUCCGGUACCCGCAAGUAUGCUCUUAUUCUCCGCGCCCUCGAGACGCCAAUUACUUUCUUAUUGUGGUCUAUUAUCUCUCUGGUGACAUUCUUGCCGGUCAUGACUUUGACCCCUGGUAAGAAGGCAUCUGGUGACACUGCUCCCAAGUCAUGGGAGAAGAGUGUCAAGAAUAUUCUCUUCGCGCUGCUUGUUUGCAGUAUCAUCUAUUUGGUUGAGAAGGCUCUUGUGCAGCUGAUCUCGAUCAGUUAUCACCGUAAGCAGUUCGAUAACAAGAUCAAAACCUCUAAGCGCAACGUGUACCUGGUCACUCUGCUCUUCGAGGCUUCGCGAAACAUGUUCCCCGUCUACUGCCCUGAGUUCAAGGAGGAGGACUCUCUCAUUUUCGACUCCAUCCUGGCCCAGGCUGGUGCUAAGAGCAAGCGAUCGUCUGUUAUGCCGCUGCGCAUGCUUCGUCAGGUCGGCAAGAACGUUGGCCGUGUUGGUGAUAAGGUCACUGCUGCUUUUGGAAACGUUGCAUCGGAGCUUACUGGUAAGCAAGUGUUUAACCCGACCGCUACACACAGCAUGGUUAUCAAUGCUCUCGAGCGCAAGAGUCACGCUGCUGCUCUGGCACGACGAAUUUGGAUGUCAUUUGUGGUCGAGGGUCGUGAUGCUCUGUUCUUGGAUGAUAUUGUCGAGGUUUUGGGUCCUGAGCACGAGGCCGACGCCGAAGAAUGCUUCAUGUCUCUUGACAAGGAUGGAAAUGGUGAUAUCAGUCUUGAUGAGAUGGUCCUCACUAUUACUGAGUUUGGACGUAUGCGAAAGGCCCUGAACCAUAGCAUGCACGACGUCGACCAGGCUAUUCGUGUGCUGGACAACUUGCUGAUGUGUGUUGCUGGUCUUGUUGGUGUUCUUGUCUUCAUCUCCUUCGUCACUUCUGGAUUCGGUACCGUCAUUGCGGCCGGUGCCACCUCCCUGCUCUCCCUCAGUUUCGUUUUCUCCGUUACUGCCCAGGAAGUCCUGGGUUCUUGCAUCUUCCUGUUUGUCAAGCAUCCCUUCGAUAUCGGCGAUCGUGUCGAAGUCAACGAUGUACCUUUCAUUGUGGAUCGUAUCUCGCUUCUCUUCACUGUCUUCCGUAACGUCAAAGAUCACCGUGUCACACAGGUGCCAAAUAACGUUCUGAACAGUCUCUGGGUUGAUAACUUCAGUCGUGCCAAUGCUAUGCAUGAACAACUCACCAUCCCCGUCGCAUUCGAUACUACCUUCGCUGAGGUCCAAUUGCUGCGCGAGGAGAUGGAGAGCUUUGUCCGUGACAGGGAAAACAACCGUGACUUCCAGCCUGAUGUUGAUAUCGAGCUUGGUGGCGUUGGCGAUAUGGACAAGCUCCAGCUACGUGUUGAUAUCCGUCACAAGUCUAACUGGUCCAACGAGACUAUUCGUGCUGCUCGACGAUCCAAGUUCAUGUGCGCUUUCGUCCUCGCUGUCCGCAAGGUCAAGGUCCGCGCUCCUGGUGUUGCCCUUCCCGAAGAAGAACCUGCCGAUGCUGCCGAUGGCGAUGACAAGGGUGAUGACGAGGGCACCGGUGCAGGCCUGCGCAAGACUGAGCAGGGUGGCGGUGCCGAUUUCUCCAAGCCCGACCCCGGUGUCGCUGCUGCUGCCGCUGGUAUCCUGAACUACGAGAACACCGCUCAAUCGACUGGCUACGACCAAGGCCGCUCAGGCACCGGCACAGUUACCCAUCGCGGUUCCACACACACCAACGCCGAGCGUGAAGCCGCCAUCCCGCGAUCCGAUCGAUCACCACGAGAACCCCUCCACCGCACCGCCUCGAACCAGCUUAGCACGCACAACGGGGGCUCCGGCCACAACAUAACCCGCGGACUCUCAACUGGACACCGCAAGGCUGGCGAUCGUGCCUCUUUCGUCGACCAAGACGCUCACUCCGGCGCCAAAGCCACUUCUCUCUCCCCAGUCCCCGCUGGCAUGACCCCGUCCUCCAGCCAAGUCCCCAUCCUUGAGACACCCAACCCUGGCUCCCGCAACAGCACCCGCUACGAGCCCCGUCCUCACUCAGGCCACGGACCGAGUCAGAUGUCCACCGUCCAAAUGGACAACGGGUACAACCAAGUCCCCGCCGGUGGCUGGAGCGCAGAGAAUACCCCCGGCCGUGACCGCCGUGACUCAAACUCUGAGCUCCACGACAUGACCGCACACAGCACCUACCAGAUCCCAGAUCGCUACGAUCCCGUCUCGCCCCGGUCUGGAUCCGUCUACUCCCCACCCCACCCUACCGCGCCCCCACCAGCCGCGACGCCCUACACCACCGGUGCACCAGCUCCAGGUGAGGAGCCCGAAGCUCGCCGGGACUCAUUCCUGGGCACGGCGUUGAGAAAGAAGGACAAAUCUCCUUAUGGGGAUCAUGAGGCUUGA
This is a messenger RNA of Penicillium paradoxum, 3000 nucleotides long. Its product is annotated as serine/threonine protein kinase. The transcript has 3 exons. Gene Ontology annotation, molecular function: calcium ion binding; calcium channel activity. The record is from RefSeq and is a predicted model, not a curated record. Gene Ontology annotation, cellular component: membrane. The coding region runs from base 1 to 3000 and encodes 999 amino acids. Lineage: Eukaryota; Fungi; Ascomycota; Eurotiomycetes; Eurotiales; Aspergillaceae. Gene Ontology annotation, biological process: calcium ion transmembrane transport; intracellular calcium ion homeostasis.